Messenger RNA from Fusarium coffeatum, 903 nucleotides. RefSeq lists its product as uncharacterized. The transcript has 5 exons. Bases 1 to 903 code for a protein of 300 amino acids. The record is from RefSeq and is a predicted model, not a curated record. Lineage: Eukaryota; Fungi; Ascomycota; Sordariomycetes; Hypocreales; Nectriaceae.
AUGGAGCCUUUCAGCGAAUAUGAGAAGCGCCAGCUUUUAAUUGAGCUCAUCAAGCAAAGUCCAAUCGACAACUACACAUUGUAUAAGGUUAUUGGACUCUCUAACAUUUCACCUAACUGGUUUCACGUGGCUCCGCCAAAUGGCCGAACUGUGGCUCAAUGUCAGGCGGCUCUCAUGCAUAUAAGAAGUGAAAUGUCCGAGUCGGACCUGAAGAGAAAAGCCCCUGGCGAGGAACCAAGCAGUGAACGCAGCAACAGCGUUCAGUCCUCCGGCUCUCAAGGGCCUCACGUACAGCCGCAAACUACUGCAGAACCUUCUGCCCAGAUGAACAAUCAGCGCGUACCGAAUAUGCCCCUGAAACCUCAGCAGCACCAAUAUCAACCAGGACCACCUCCUAAGAAGAAAGGUCGCCCACCGUAUGCAAAUAGGAAUGCUGACCAGCGGCCUUUCAACCCUCGACUCCUUGCCCCCAUGCCUCCUCAACAAGUCUUUCAGAAUGCACAGGCGUCUUUCCGGCCUAUUGCUCCGGCCCCUCAGCUGCAUCCAGGUACUAUCACGACUGUUGCGCUGGCUGCUGUCCGCAUUCCGAAUAUGGAGCGACAGGGUGGAAUGGGAAUACCCACUCCACAGAUGUCUAUGGCCAUGCAAGAACAAGCUCGACAUGUUGUCAAACAACAGAGACUUCCUGCAUCGAGCGAGCCCCCCGAGCAAGACCCCAGCUGCCCUGGGUCACACAGUGAAGCAUUUCCCACCUCUCUCAAGAAAGAACCAACCGAGCAGGACCGACCACGCUCUGUCGAGCUACCUGAAACAAAGGACCAGACUGAUGCUUCCGAGAAGGAAUCAUCGGACCAGGAAGGACGAGAGGGAAAUGGUAUCACUAACGGAAACAAGAAACACUAA